AUGUUCGGGCACCACGAGCCUGAAGCGUCACAUUCGCAUGCGCAGCAAGUGACCCCGCCACCUCCGCCACAGCCGCAGUCACCCGUAGACAACACACCGUCACCUGAGGCGGGACAGGAACCCUCAGAGGGUGAUACGGUUGCAAUCGUUGAGGAUAAGAGGAGACGAAACACGGCCGCAUCAGCACGAUUCAGGAUCAAGAAAAAACAGUGGACGCUGAACUUAGAGCGGACAAUUUCCGACCUUUCCGGUCGUGUGCAGGAGCUAGAGGGCGAGGCAUCUGAGCUGAGGCGAGAGAAUGGGUGGUUAAAGGAGAUUGUCAUGCUGAAGAGUAAACGGCUGCAGGGCGUUGUGCCCGAUCUUGGAGAUACAUCCGGUGGAUCGACUCUACAGAACGAGGAGAGCGGUCAACAAAGUCCACCCUCGGGUGGAGGAUCUGGGGAAGGCAAGGGCAAAGAGAAACAAUCGACAUGA
This is a messenger RNA of Postia placenta MAD-698-R-SB12, 474 nucleotides long. RefSeq lists its product as hypothetical. The coding region runs from base 1 to 474 and encodes 157 amino acids. Gene Ontology annotation, cellular component: nucleus. Gene Ontology annotation, molecular function: RNA polymerase II transcription regulatory region sequence-specific DNA binding; DNA-binding transcription activator activity, RNA polymerase II-specific. NCBI's taxonomy places the organism in Eukaryota, Fungi, Basidiomycota, Agaricomycetes, Polyporales, Adustoporiaceae. Gene Ontology annotation, biological process: regulation of transcription by RNA polymerase II. The record is from RefSeq and is a predicted model, not a curated record. The transcript has 2 exons.